GGCGGAGCUGGGGGUGUCGAGAAAUGGAGUGUGUGGGAACGAAGAGGACCGGGCGAGGUUUGGGGUUGGGCGGGCCUGAGGCUCGGGUGAUGCCCGCUCUCGGAACUCGCCAGGGCGAGGCCUGGAGACUCCGAGGUCAUCGGUUCCCACCCCAUCCAGAGAGCAGUCGUCAUGGGGGUCGGCGGUUGAGGUCUGUCCCCUGAUGCUGAGUGCUACGGGAAUAGUGGACCCGCGGAAGCACCGAAAUUGUUCAUCCCUGAAUUUUCGCUUAGUCCUCCCUUCAGUCCUUCCUCCUUUUGUGGAUUGAAAAGGCCACGUGAAGUGCCGGAAUCGAACCUGCGCAGGUCUUUCACAAAGCCUGUAUCUAGGAUCUCUUCAUGGAGAUCCCCCCUUCCCAGGGCUCUUAGAGGGAGCUUCAGAGAAGGAAACCCUCCACGGCCCCACCCCCGUGACUGCUCUCGCCAUGAUCGGCGUUCACCUCCUCCCCAGGCCGCUGACUCUUAAACCCGGUUCUGCAAAAUGCCUCUCACCUCCACUCCUUUCCUUUCAUUCAUUCUUUCUACAAAUAUUUACUGAGCAGGCUUUAUGCUUAGUGCUGGAGACACAGCAAGUGCGAGACAGACGGGCUCUGCUGUCUUGGAGUUUACAGUCUGGUAGGAGAACAAAAGCCAAAUGCAGUUAUGAUUCGGAGACUGCGGUGGUGGCCAGCAGAGCCCAGGGCUGGAAGUCAGGAGCCCGUCCUAGUCCCGAUCCUGUGGACUGACCCCUCGUGUCGCUGUGGAUAAGACCAGGUCACACGUGCCCAACUUCAGCAUAACAGGGGACAGCCGGAGGCUGAAGGGGGCCAUCCAGAGGAGCACGGAGACGGGCCUGGCGGUGGAGAUGCCCAGCCGGACGCUGCGCCAGGCCAGCCACGAGUCCAUCGAGGACAGCAUGAACAGCUACGGCUCGGAGGGCAACCUUAACUAUGGGGGUGUUUGCCUGGCGUCGGACGCCCAGUUCAGUGACUUCCUGGGCAGCAUGGGGCCAGCACAGUUUGUGGGCCGCCAGACCCUGGCCACCACGCCGAUGGGGGAUGUGGAGAUUGGCUUGCAGGAACGGAAUGGUCAGCUCGAAGUGGACAUCAUCCAGGCUCGGGGACUGACAGCCAAGCCAGGCUCCAAGACACUGCCAGCGGCCUACAUCAAGGCCUACCUGCUAGAGAACGGCGUAUGCAUUGCCAAGAAGAAGACCAAAGUCGCCCGUAAGUCGCUGGACCCGCUGUAUAACCAGGUGCUGCUGUUUCCCGAGAGUCCCCAGGGCAAAGUCCUGCAGGUGAUCGUGUGGGGCAACUACGGGCGGAUGGAGCGGAAGCAGUUCAUGGGCGUGGCCCGCGUGCUGCUGGAGGAGCUGGACUUGACCACCCUGGCCGUGGGCUGGUACAAGCUCUUCCCCACCUCCUCCAUGGUGGACCCAGCCACAGGCCCCCUGCUCCGGCAGCCAUCCCAGUUGUCCCUGGAGAGCACCGUGGGGCCCUGUGGCGAGCGAUCUUAGUGCUGGGGAUGGGGAGGGGCUCCCCAAGAUGGCCUGAGACCGCCAAGCCCCGACCUGGGACCCCAGGCCCAGGGGCACGUUGAACAGAGGAGGCCGGGGUUUUCCCUCGCAGCGGGGAAGCAGAACGGGGAGACCUGCCCCCAGGGCCCCCCCUCACCCCUUCUUUGCCUCCUACCCCCCGAGACCUUCCCUCUCCCGAAGGGAUUGGCUGCACUUUGACUUGGCCGGCUCUUGACCUGGUGGAUGUGGCUGCAAUCUGGAGAAAGGAAAGAUGGAGGUGGCAGAGCACACCAUUCUCCUGCCCCAGACACUGUCCGACCGCUCCCCCCUUUUGCCUCCUGGGAAGCUCGCUGCCCGGAGCCAAGUCCAGAACCCAGCGGCCAUCUCCAUGGUGCCAAUUACCAGCAAGUGUCUUUCCUGCGGCACCGGGUUCAGGCAGCUACUCCUGCCCCAAAGCUGAUGGGGCAGCUUUGCAAGGAUCCGGAGCCAGCUCCGGGGGGGCCCAGAGCCCCCCACUUGAGAGGAGCUCAGGCCUCCCUCGCCUGCCCGUGGAAGGAGCUUUGCCGCAGCCUGUCCAAGUCCAUCUGUCCGUCCCCUCCUGCCUGCCCCUCUUCCGGUAGCUCUAGGAAUUGGGGUCCAGCAGGGACCAAAGGAAAGAGGUGGUGCCCGGGGCCUGGCACAGAUCCCCAGGGUGCCUUCUCAUGGGAUUGCAACAAGCUACUUUGGAAACUGUUGGUGGACUGGAAAGGACUCUGUCGUCUGUGUUUUUGUGGAGAAGCUGCAGGACCCUGAUUUUCCAGAACCCUGAGCCCAGAGGGCCCACCAUCUCUGCAUUUUGGGGAUGCUGGAGUGGAGAGGGAGUCUGAGGAAAGCUGGGCUGGGACUGGAGGUGCCAAGGCGAGGGUUCCAAAUAGGAGAAUCUCUCCUUGCUGGAUGAGGUCAAAGUUUAUCUUGCCCACCCCUCUGCUUCCAGGCUAGGGGUCUCGGGAGGCAACACAGCUCCCCUAUUUUAGUCUUUUUAAACCAACCAUCCUGUACUAAGGGCAGAACCCACUGCCCCGGCCUCAGUUAUCUUGGCUCAAGGAGAGAAAGAGUAAAGAGGUAUGAGUGUAAGAAUCAGAGAUUCCUUCUCAAGCAGGCCUGGGUAGCUGCCUGCCCAGCCCAGCCCUCCCCGGGGCCAACAGAAGCCCUUUUGCAUGCUGGGGAGGACGCAGGCUGGCCCCUCUUUGUAGAAGCACAUUUCUGCCACCUCCCCGGAGGCACCCAGCAGCCCACCACCCCUCAUUACCCAGUCCCUGCUGUGUAGGGUGUAGUCCAGGUUAGCUGGGUAGUUAGUGCUCCAAGCCCUGGGGCCCAUUCUUAGCUAGCACAUAGUCCUUACAGAGCCCCAGGACGGGUGGAGAGGAGACGCAAGUGCGUGCCAGGUGUCUCCUCGCUGACCUGGGCCUGAGCCUGGUUCAUAGGAGGCCGGCCCCUCCUCCUCAUCCCCCCUAACCCGUAGGGUUGUAGCUGGAGCUGCCCAUUAUACUCAGAUGUUCUGAUUUAUUAUCUUUGGUACUGAUUUAAUUUAUGAAGCACUCCUGAGGGUUGUGGGCCUUGGUGGAGGGGGCCUGGGCUCCAUUAGAGGGGGUUGUUUUCCCAUGAGGAUGCCCGGCUGUGUUCGGUCCCACCUUGUCCCUGGUCUCACUCUAGGCUAUUGAUCAGGCCAUUCGUUCCAGCUGAAAUUCCUCCCCUCCCCUCUGCCUGUUUAAGCCCUGGGUAUCCUUUAAAGCUCUGGAUGAGUUAUUUCACCUCCACGGAGCUUCUCACACUGCACUGGGCAGGGGAGAUGGCGAUGCCCCUUUAUCCUGGAGGUCUUCAGGGCUUCCUGGGAUUGUGGUGGGUGGGAUCCUAAGGCUGAGGGCAGGAGGGAGCAGGGUUCUGGACGGACUCACACCUGAAGCCCAGAAUCAGCCCCUCCCUGUUUGUCUUUUUAACCAGUGUGAUUUCUCUGCUGUUCGUUUAUUACUCGCCAUUUAGAAUAUUUUGAGCCAGGAGAGCGCCUUCUCUCUCCUGCCAUCACUGCUCCGGAUGUUCAAGGUUAGCUUUUCAGAGGACGUGGAGCCUGGCUGUCCCAACCAGAGGGAGAGGGGUGGGGCCCCCAGCCUGAGCCCGCCCUCUGGUGUCUGCACAGCCUUUAUAGAGAGAGAGAGCGCUCCAAAGCAAUAACAUCAUCCUGGGGGUGGUCACCCCCCACGACUUUCUUGUUUGUUCUGUGAAAUCUCCGCUCACCUCCUGGAGGGGUGGGGUGGGGGCUGGAGCCCUGUUUCUUCGUAUCAUCAUUGUGAGCACGUGCUCCUCCCCUCCAAGGGGCUCUGGCCAUGUGGUGUGGACCCACCAGCUGUCCUCACCAAGGGAUGGGGUUUCCAGGAGGGGGUGACUAUUAUCAGCUUUGGGGAACCUUCAAGCCCCACUGCCAUCUGAUCCUUUGCCAGCUCAAACUCCACCCUCUGGAGAGGAGCAGAGAGGUGGAGUAGGGGAGGGGUGGGGGGCCGGGUCUCUAGGGGACAAUUCUUUUUUCAGGCUCUGGGCCAAAGGUCACAUGCAGGGGUCCUGAGGGAGUGAAUCCUCACCACUUUCCUUCUCCAGAAUCUGCUUUUCAUACAAAAGGGAAAGGGGCUUUGGGACCAUUAGUGAAGUCAUUUCCAUUUUACAGACAGAAGACCAAGGCCCAGUGUGGGGAAGAGCCGCCUCUGGGGUCACCUGUGAGUUCAGUGGCACCCCCAGCCUGGGCCGCCUCCUCCCACCUGAGGCUGAGCUGGAGCCAGGGCAGGACGAGGUGGGGACACCAUUUCCCAUGACGCUUCCUCCUCCCUUGUCUCCAUGGAGCUUCCCAGUGGCCUUGGAAGGAUGGGCAGGGCGAAUUGUAGCCCUUCCGAGUGGUGAACAAACUGAGGCCCAGAAACAGGAAGUGACUUGACCAAGACCCCUCAACAAGUGAGUGAUGGGGACAGAACCAGGGGCGCCAUUGUGCUUCCCUCCUUCACGGGACAGGAGGCCAUUGCUCCGGGCAUGUCUGCCAUGAUAAGUAUUUGUGGCCUUUAAGCCUUGGGCCACCCAGCCCUGCCUGGUUCCAUCUCAGCGGGCCAGUGACUUUUCUGGGCCUGGGUUUGGGGGAGAAGGUUGCCAUAGAGAAUAAGCUCUCCUGGGGGUCUAGCCCAGCUGACUGAGCGUGCACAGGAUUUGGUCCAGGCCUUGUUGUUUGGGUGGGGGCUCCCACCAAGGGGCUAUAACCUGUCCAGGACCUACUUGAGGGAGGCAGGACCCCCGUUCCUGCCCACGGCUGUGUGGGAGUGAGGCAGCUGUGGGACACCUCAUCUUAAGGAAAUCCUCACAACCUUCAGAUUAAUAAUACCUGAGCUUCCCGUAGUGCUUUUCAAACUUUUUUGUUUUCAAAGUGCUUUUACCUCUAGUACACCCGCACAAAGCUCCUGGGGCAGUAAGAGGGGGGCCCAUGUUAUCAGCCCCAUUUUAAAGAGCCCUGUUGGGGGGAGGGGGAGGCACCUGUUAAGGUUUCACUGUGAGUUAGUGGCUGAGCCUGGACUGGAACCCAGUUCUCCAACAGCUCAGAGCUCACUCUUCUCCACAAGGAGGGGAAGCAGGCAGUUUGGGGUGGUUAUGCAAGCUGAUUGGCCAUCCAGCUCCUUAAACCAGGAGCUCCUGGGCGCAUUUCAGUGUUCAGAAGCAGCUCUGAGCCCCACUCCCUUUGGAGCACAGCUGUUGCGUCCAGCAAGGCCACCUGCAUUUAUUUAUUGAGCAGCAGCGCUGUGCCGAGCCCAGGGGACCAAGCGCUCCCUGUUCCCCUGUAAUGACUCCUGUGGCCCUCUGGGAGGGCCCCAUGUCUGUAUAGUGGCACCUCAGAGUGGACGGAAAGCUUUCAUGUCCAUGAGCUCAUCUGACUCACAGACCCCAUGGGGAGGCUGACUGCCCGUUUUACUCAUAGCUUCUGUGAGGCAAAGUGGAGACUUGAACCCGGGGCCUCAGGCAUCACGCCUGGAGCCCUUUCACUCUACCACUGCCUCCUCAGGGGGUGGCCGGAAGGCAGGACCCCAGGCCCUCAGGCUGGGGCCUCCCUCCCUCCACCCACCUUUCCCUCAUUCCCUCUCUGGGAGCAGGAGCCACUCGGGCCUUUGGGGAGGGAGGGUUUCCAGGGCCCCUGGGUUGGAGUGGGUCACGUUGCAUUGUGUUCAUGACCAUGUAGCUCAUGUUGAAAAUUAAAGUUUUUGGCUUUUCUAA
Molecule: messenger RNA, 5808 nt
Organism: Equus caballus (horse)
Lineage: Eukaryota; Metazoa; Chordata; Mammalia; Perissodactyla; Equidae
Gene: RIMS4
Product: regulating synaptic membrane exocytosis 4
Biological process (GO): regulation of synaptic plasticity; calcium ion-regulated exocytosis of neurotransmitter; positive regulation of synaptic transmission
Cellular component (GO): cytoskeleton of presynaptic active zone; presynaptic membrane
Molecular function (GO): small GTPase binding; transmembrane transporter binding
Source: RefSeq, a predicted model, not a curated record